AUGCAUCUGCACCAGGUGCUGACGGGGGCCGUUAACCCAGGGGACUGCUGCUACUCCGUGGGAAGCGUCAACGACGUCCCGUUCACGGCUUAUGGAUCAGGCUGUGACAUUGUGAUCCUCGCCAGUGAUUUCGAGUGUGUUCAGAUUAUUCCCGGAGCUCAGAAUGGAAACAUUCAGGUGGGCUGUGUGGAGUGCUCUCAGCAGCUCGGCAGGAUUGCUGCAUCUUAUGGAAAUACUGUGUGUAUUUUUGAACCAAUUUCUUCCAAUCCAAACAAACGUCACAAGCAACUGAAUUACCAAUGGCAGAAGACUGGUCAGUUCUUCCUCAAUGCUAUAACCUACAAUCUAGCCUGGGACCCCCAAGGCAACCGUAUCUUGGCGGCGACAGAGCGUUUGCAGCUCUGGGCUCCUCCAGCCAGUGACGCCCUGAUAGAGGAAGAGGACAGUCAGCUGAAUGAUGACAGAGCUCUUGAACUCGUACUUAACGACUGGAAGUGUGUCUGGCAGUGCAAGACUGCUGCUGCUAUUCUCAUCACUCAGUGGUCUCCAGAUGGAGAAUACUUUGCCACUAUUGGAAAGGAUGACUGUCUGCUGAAAGUGUGGUAUCCCACCACAGGAUGGAAAUCUGCCGUGGUCCUGCCAGAUGUGACUGAUAAAAAGGCCCCAGCUGUUCAUUUCUCAUUUGUCUAUCUGGCUCAUCCACGUACAGUCACAGGCUUUUCCUGGAGGAAAACCAGUAAAUACAUGCCCAAGGGCUCAGUGUGUAACGUGUUGCUGACGUCCUGCGCGGAUGGCAUCUGUCGUCUGUGGAGUGAGACCCUCUUGCCGGAGGACAGUCUGUUGGGGGGGCAGAUCUCAGAGAACAGCACCAGCUUCAGCUCCUCUCUGCCAAACAUGGCUCAGAAAGACAAGAUACAGCACGCUCUGGAGUCUAUCCACCACCUGAAGCACCUGCGCAGGGGCCGCAGAAGAUCAUCUGCUCUGGUGGCCCACACAGAGGUGCUGCCCAGUCAGCUGGGAUCCCACGAAACCCACCGGCACAUCUCACACCAUGCCAACGCCCUCUGCCACUUCCACAUUUCAGCCAGCAUCAAUCCCAACACAGAUAUCCCUGCAGCGCUGGCUGGAUCAGGCCUGUUCUCUGAGGAUGCCAGCGGAGGGUUUGUGGUUCACUGGCUGAAUAAUAAAGAUCUGAGCUUUACCACUUCCAUGGAUCUGUUCAUGCAACAGCUGCGCAAACUCUCUGAGCAGCACCUGGAACAAGCCACUGAGGACUUUGAACAGGAAGGAACGGCCAAAUUUGACUUUGAUCUGGAUGAGAUGUCUGAUAAGGGAUCAUCAGAGCAUGAGGAGGGCGAUCAGGAGGGCAGCACCAAGGCCUCUUCUCCUGGUUCGAGCAGCAGCGUUCCUCUGCCCUCUGUUCUGCUGGAUCGGAAGCUUGAGACACUCAUACUGGAAUGGAACAAGAGUCCGGAUAUGCUUUUCACUAUUCACCCACACGACGGGUCUUUCCUUGUCUGGCACGUCAAGUACCUGGAUGAGUUCAUACCUGGAAUCUUCAGACAGGUUCAGGUAUCAUUCUCGUCUCGUAUCCCUGUCGCAUUCCCCACGGGUGAUGCAAACUCUCUCAGUAAGAACAUCAUGAUGUACGCCUGUACGUUUAUGGACCAGGACAGCUGCAGUGCUCUGGAGGAGAAGCGCAGCGAGCGUCGAGUUCCUCAGAGCGCAUCAGCUUCUGCUGGUCUCAGCUCUCUCGGACACUCUCUCGCUGCUGUCAUUGGCCCUGCUGUCAUGAUGGUGUCUAAACACGUAGACGGCUCCCUCAACCAAUGGGCUGUGACCUUUGCUGAGAAGUCUGCCUUUUCCAAUGUCCUCACGGUUUCGCACAAGUUCCGCUACUGCGGGCACCGUUUCCAUCUCAAUGACUUGGCUUGUCACACUGUACUUCCCUUACUUCUGACAUCAUCGCAUCACAAUGCACUGUUGACUCCGCCCUCUGGAUCCGGAAGCAUUGAUGGAGAUCUGAUUGGGGGCGUGGCUCAACAGCCCACCAGGCCAAUGAGAGGCAUUCCUCGUAAACAGCUACGAAAUGCAGCUACGCGUACUUUCCAUGACCCAAAUGCGAUCUACAGUGAGCUGAUUCUCUGGAGAGUGGAUCACAUUGGGCCACUGUCCUGCACAGGAGGGGUGUCCGAACUAGCAAGAAUCAACUCUCUCCACACAUCUGCAUUCUCCAAUGUGGCUUGGCUGCCUACACUCAUCCCCAGCUCAGUGCUCGGAACAUACUGUAACUCAGCAAGUGCAUGCUUCGUGGCUUCUGAUGGGAAAAACCUCCGCCUGUAUCAGGCGGUGGUGGAUGCCCGCAAACUACUGGAUGAACUCUCCGACCCAGAGACCUCAAAACUGGUGGGUGAGGUGUUCAACAUUGUGAGUCAGCAGUCCACUGCCCGACCCGGCUGCAUCAUAGAGCUGGAUGUCAUUACUAACCAGUGCGGCUCGAACACACAGCUGCUCCACGUAUUCCAGGAGGAUUUUAUUUUGGGAUACAAACCACACGAAGACAUUCCAGAUUUCAACAUUAAUAGUUUUCCCUCUGGAGAAGAUUACCAGCCACCACCGUUCUCAGAGAAGUUCUAUUUGGUGGUGAUCGAGAAGGAUGCUAAUAGGAACUCAGUGUUACAGAUGUGGCAUCUUCAUCUGCGCUCGGUGCAGGCGUGUGUGGAAGAACCCGUAAAUGACUACAUGUUCCAGAACCAGCUGACGGUUCCUUUGAGUCAGACCAAUGCUGACUCAUCUCCUGAUAUCACUCCGGGUCACAGUCCACUGCCACGCUCCUCCUCCUCCGCCAACUUGCAGUCAGCGAGCAAACUCAUCCUGAGCUCUAAACUGGUCUACAGUCAGCGACUAGACCUGCCUCCAGGGGUGGAGCUUAUCAGAGCCACACCAUCAGCUGGUCACUUGAGCUCUUCAUCUAUCUAUCCUGUGUGUUUGGCUCCAUACCUGAUUGUGACCACCUGUUCUGAUGGACGUGUCAGGUUCUGGCACUGCAGGGUGGACAUGGACUUAUCAGCUCCACAACCCGAAGAGACACAUUCAUAUCGGUGGGAGCACUGGAGCCUCCUGAAAGAAGAAGAGGACAAUGACAGCUCAGUGUGUGUUGCGGGCCGACCUGUUGCAGUCAGUUGCUCCUACACAGGAAGACUUGCAAUAUCAUUCAAACAGAUAUCACCCGCAAGCGAAGGUGGGCUGUCUCAGGACUUCUCCAUGCUUGUAUCGAUCUAUGAGUGCGAGUCGACGGGUGGCUCGGAGUGGGUUCUGGAACAGACGAUUCACCUAGAUGAUUUUAGUAAACCUGCAAAAACACUAGAUCCACGUGUGAGUGUCGAUAGCAACUUGUUUGUUUAUAGCAAGUCCGAUCUGUUUGUAACCAAAGACAGCCCCAAUAUCAAGCACUUUGUGCACCUGGACUGGCUGUCUAAAGAAGAUGGGUCACACAUCCUGACGGUGGGGGUUGGAUCCAACAUUCUUAUGUACGGCCGUAUCUCAGGGAUUGUGACCGAGCAGACAGGAGUAAAAGAUGGUAUGGCAGUCACCCUGCCUCUUGGAGGAAGUAUAAAACAGGGAAUUCGCUCUCGUUGGGUGCUUCUGAGGUCUGUGAACCUUGUCUCUUCUGUGGAUGGGACUCCAUCCCUACCAGUGUCUUUAUCUUGGGUGCGUGAUGGCAUCCUGGUGGUGGGCAUGGAUUGUGAGAUGCAGGUUUAUGCACAAUGGAGGCAGGAAGAGAAGCUGGGUGACUCUGAAGACAACAGCAUCUCCUCCCCAGAAGGCAUUGGAGGACGCACCGUGUCUGUUUCGCAUGAGGGCAGAGCACGAUCUAAGAGUGUCUUUGAAGGUAGUGCGGGAAUUGACGAUGCAUUGCGUCCGCCAGCAGUGAUUCAAGAUGGUGGCUUGUUUGAGGCUGCCCAUUCAUUAUCGCCCACUCUCCCGCAGUACCAUCCAACUCAGCUGCUUGAGCUCAUGGACCUUGGAAGGGUACGUCGAGCUAAGGCCAUCUUGGCACAUCUGGUCAAGUGCAUUGCUGGAGAAGUUGCGGUGGUGAGGGAUGUGGAAGCAGGUGAAGGUGGUGCCAGGAGGCAUCUAUCCCGAACCAUCAGCGUGACUGGCAGCACAGCAAAAGACACAAUAGUUGCCGGUCGAGAUGGUGGACGAGAUUAUACUGAGAUCAACUCCAUUCCUCCACUUCCUCUAUACGCCCUUCUGUCUGCAGACCAGGAAACAUCCUAUAAAGCAAAGUGGGGAAGGGGAGAUGGAGAAGAAGUGGCUAAGACCGGUAAAGGGAUGGAUCGUGACAUCCAGAAACAACCAGAGGAUCACUAUGCUGACCUCUUUCAGGUGCAGUCCGUCACCACUGAUGAUUUUGUGAGCUUUGCCACGGAAAAACCAGAGAAGAAGUCUCGUGUGAUUAACCUGUCGCAGUAUGGUCCCACAUACUUUGGCCCCGAACAUGCACAGGUGCUGUCUUCACAUCUUAUGCACUCCAGCUUACCAGGACUCACUCGCCUUGAGCAAAUGUUCCUAGUGGCUCUUGCAGAUACUGUGGCGACCACUAGUGCUGAAGUAGCAGGACCUACGGAUAAGCAGUACACUGGUGGAGAUGCUUUAGAUGAGUGUGGUCUACGUUACCUGCUGGCCAUGAGGUUGCAUACCUGUCUGCUGAACUCCCUGCCCCCUCUUUACAGGAUGCAGCUACUUCAUCAGGGUGUGUCCACGUGCCAUUUUGCGUGGGCGUUCCACUCAGAAGCCGAGGAGGAGAUGUUGAACAUGAUUCCUGCCAUGCAGAGAGGAGACCCUCAGUGGUCUGAGCUCAGGGCAGUGGGUGUCGGAUGGUGGAUCAGAAACAUUAAUACACUGAGGCGAAUGGUAGAGAAGGUAGCGAAAGCAGCGUUUCAGAGGAAUAAUGAUCCGCUGGAUGCAGCUCUCUUCUAUCUGGCCAUGAAGAAGAAGGCUGUUCUCUGGGGUCUCUUCAGGUCUCUGCACGAUGAGAAGAUGACCCAGUUUUUCAGCCAUAACUUCAGUGAGGAUCGCUGGAGGAAGGCGGCUUUAAAGAACGCUUUCUCUCUCCUGGGAAAACAGCGCUUUGAGCAGUCGGCUGCUUUUUUCCUGCUCGCCGGCUCCCUGAAAGACGCCAUUGAGGUUUGCCUGGAGAAAAUGGAGGAUAUCCAGCUUGCGAUGAUAGUGGCUCGAUUGUAUGAGGCUGAUUAUGAGAGCUCCUCCACCUGUCAGGGUAUCCUGUACGAGAAAGUUCUGGGCUGCAACAGAGACGGUAGUGGAUUCUCCUGUCCCAAACUGCACCCGGACCCCUUCCUGAGGAGCAUUGCGUACUGGAUCAUGAAAGACUACACCAGAGCCCUGGACACACUGCUGGAACAGAUUCACAAAGAGAAUGAUGAGAACCCUGAUGUGCUGGUGAAAUCCUGCAAUCCUGUGGUGUUUAGUUUCUAUAACUACUUGCGCACACACCCCCUGAUCAUUCGCCGGCACUUUGCCAACACCGAAGCACCUGUAGCUGCAGUCGGUCCGACAACAGAACGCAACAGCGCCGAUGAAAUAAACCUGAUCGAGAGAAAGCUCUUCUUCACCACUGCUAACGCUCACUUUAAGGUGGGCUGCCCACUUCUAGCCCUUGAAGUUUUAUCUAAAAUCCCCAAAGUCACUAAGAAAGCAUCCUCUCUGAGUAAAGGCUCGUCUGUGGCCAACAUCAGCGGCGUUCUGCCGCAAGAGAAUGGAGGCAAAGCUUUAGAUCUCGACUGGGGAACUCCUGCGAUCCCCAGUCAAGCCUGGGGAGCCGACUCGUCCGCCGGGAUGGAUUGGAGUCAACCGUUGGUUAAAGUAGAGGAUGAGAGCCUACAGUUGGACUGGGGAGAUGAUAAGGGGGAGGAGGAGGAAGAUGAAGAAGGUGGACUGACCAUGAAGAAACCAGAGGAUGAGGAAGACAAAAAGCCGUCUAAAUCAGCAGCUCUGCAGCAUGAAGACUCGGCCGGCGAGUCGGAGGUGGAUGUUAUCGCUGAACAGCUCAAGUUUAGAGCCUGUUUGAAGAUCCUCAUGACGGAGCUGAGGACGCUGGCCACGGGUUAUGAGGUGGAUGGUGGAAAACUGCGAUUUCAGCUCUACAACUGGCUGGAGAAAGAGAUCGAGGCCAUGCACCACAUCUGCAACUAUAAGGUUGAAGGGAAAACGGCUGUAGGUCAGCUGGAGAAAUGGGGCGGAGAUGGAUCCCUGGACCUGGAAGACUCACUGAUUCGGGGUGAAGCAGGUGCAUAUGAGCGACACCAGAUGGAGCGACGGCGGCUGCAGGCUAAACAGCUCCAUGCAGAGCGGAGGAAAGCCUGGUUGAGGAAGAACCAGGCUCUGCUCAGAGUCUUUCUCAGUUACUGCAGUCUGCACGGGGCCAAGGGUGGAGGAGUGACAUCAGUCAGGAUGGAGCUACUCUUCCUGCUGCAGGAAUCACAGCAAGAAAUGACAGUGAAGCAGCUUCAGUCUCCACUCCCCCUCCCCACCACUCUGCCCCUGCUGUCGGCCAGCAUCGCUCCCACCAAGACCGUCAUCGCAAACCCCGUCCUGCACCUCAGAAAUCACAUUCACGACAUCCUCUUCACCAUUGUUCAGAUGGAGGCUCCACCACACCCAGACAUACUGGACGACCGGGUGAAUGCUUUACACACUCUUGCUGCUUCUCUGUCGGCUUGUAUCUACCAAUCGCUGUGUGACAGCCACAGUUACAGCAGUCAAUCGGAGGCCAGUCAGUUCACUGGGAUGGUGUAUCAGGGACUGUUACUGAGCGACAGGCGUAGACUUCGCACUGAGAGUAUUGAGGAACAUGCAACUCCCACCUCUGCCCCUGCACAGUGGCCAGGUGUGUCGUCUCUGAUCAGUCUGUUGGGAUGUGCUCAGGGCGAUGAUUACGUGCGUCUGAACGUUAUGCUGUGUGAGGCUGUGGUGGCCGUGUAUCUCAGUCUGCUGAUUCACGGUCUCGGCACACACUCUGGAAACGAGCUCUUCCGACUGGCCGCUCACCCACUGAACAACCGCAUGUGGGCUGCUGUGUUUGGGGGCGGAGCCAAACUCAUAGUCAAGCCCAAGCGGCCACCUGAAAUCGCCCCAGCGGUUCCUCCUCCAACUCCUCCCGCUGAGGAUGUAGACCGUCAGCGGCGCAGGUUUAAUAUGCGCAUGCUAGUCCCGGGACGCCCUGUUAAAGAGACUCCAGCCACACCUCCGCCCAUUCCUGUAGAGCGGCCCACCUAUAAGGAGAAGUUCAUCCCACCCGAACUCAGCAUGUGGGAUUACUUUGUGGCCAAACCUUUCCUUCCUCUUUCUGACAGCGGGGCGCUGUAUGAUUCGGAUGAGAGCGGUGCUAGUGACAACGAGGAUGAUGAUGAUGCCUUCCUCUCUGACACCCAGAUGACCGAACACUCCGACCCAAAUUCCUACAGUUGGUCUCUGAUCCGCCUGGUGAUGAUCAAACAUGGCCUGCACAAUGUCAAGACAUUCCUGCCCCUGGCUGGACUGGACUUCACAGAACUACCAGUGACAUCUCCACUCUGCAAUGCUGUGCUGAAGACUUUGGAAAACUGGGAGCAGCUUCUCUUGGAAAAGAUCAACAAGUUUGAUGGCCCGCCACCAAACUACAUCAACACCUACCCCACUGACCUUAGUGCAGGUGGGGGACCGGCUAUACUCCGACACAAAGCCAUGCUGGAGCCAGAGAACACACCGUUUAAGUCAAAGCACCAUCUGUCUUUCCCUGCUCGCCGUCUGUGGCAUUUCUUGGUCAAACAGGAAGUGCUUCAGGAGACUAUGAUUCGGUACAUCUUCACUAAGAAAAGGAAGCAGAGUGAGUCUAUAGAUGAUCAUGUGGACCACCUCAUACAAAACUACGUUACUGGAGCUCGCAAAGCCAGCAAGGUGGAGGCUGAUAUGGGUUACCCCGGAGGAAAAGCCAAAGUCAUCCACAAGGAAUCAGACAUCAUCAUGGCAUUUGCCAUUAACAAGGCUAACACUAAUGAAAUAGUGCUGGCGUCCACUCAUGAUGUUCAGGAAGUGGAUGUGUCCACACUGGUCGCAGCUCAGCCAUACACCUGGAUCGGAGAGGACUUUGACAAGGAGUCCCGCAGCUCUGAUGAUGUCGACUACCGCUCGUCUCACACCAACAUCGCCCAGGCCAGCACUGGUCCCUUUGCCCCCCAACAGAUGGCAGCGUCCUCCUCCAUGCCCUGGCUGGGAACCGGGCAGACCAGCAUGGGAGCCAGUGUGAUCAUGAAGAGGAACCUGAACAAUGUGAAGAGGAUGACGUCCCAUCCUAUCUAUCAGUACUAUAUGACUGGAGCUCAGGAUGGUAGUGUGCGAAUGUUUGAGUGGAAUCGUCCACAGCAGCUCAUCUGCUUCCGGCAGGCUGGAAACGCUCGAGUCACUCGCCUCUACUUCAACUCACAGGGCAACAAGUGUGGCGUUGCAGAUGGUGAGGGAUUUUUGAGCCUCUGGCAAGUCAAUCAAACCUCCUCAAACCCAAAGCCCUAUUUGAGCUGGCAGUGUCACAGUAAAAGCUGUGGUGAUUUUGCCUUCAUCACGUCCUCUAGUCUGAUCGCCACAGCGGGACAGUCCAACGAUGGCAGAAAUGUCUGUUUAUGGGACACACUGAUCGCUCCUAGUAACUCCAUGAUACACUCCUUCCAGUGUCAUGAGAAUGGUGCGACCGUUCUUCAGUACGCUCCUAAGCAGCAGUUGAUCAUCACGGGCGGCAGGAAGGGAUUCGUCUGUGUUUUUGACAUCCGUCAGCGGCAACUGCUGAACACAUUCCAGGCACACGAUUCGGCCAUCAAAGCCCUGGCCAUGGACUCCAGUGAGGACUUUUUUGUCACUGGUUCGGCUGAAGGGAACAUGAAGGUCUGGAAGUUGGCAGGUCAUGGCCUCAUGCACUCAUUCAGCACCGAACACGCCAAACAGUCCAUAUUCCGCAACAUUGGGGCCGGCGUGAUGCAGAUUGAAACCUGCCCAGGAAAUCGGAUCUUCACCUGCGGUGCCGACGGAACCCUGAAGAUGAGGGUCCUUCCCGACCGCUACAACAUUCCGGCCAGUAUAUUCCAGAUCCUC
Messenger RNA from Danio rerio (zebrafish), 9147 nucleotides. It is a transcript of the gene dmxl2, whose product is annotated as Dmx-like 2. Lineage: Eukaryota; Metazoa; Chordata; Actinopteri; Cypriniformes; Danionidae. The record is from RefSeq and is marked validated.